Molecule: messenger RNA, 835 nt
Organism: Oncorhynchus gorbuscha (pink salmon)
Lineage: Eukaryota; Metazoa; Chordata; Actinopteri; Salmoniformes; Salmonidae
Product: major intrinsically disordered NOTCH2-binding receptor 1-like
Exons: 3
Coding region: 9-611 (200 amino acids)
Source: RefSeq, a predicted model, not a curated record
GAACUACGAUGGACAUCUCGGUUCUGCCCAACAACAACCACCCUGAAAAGUUAUUUCAGCUGGACGUGGGGAUGCUGCCGGUCACCCACGGAAUGUUCCAGGUCGAGGCAGCUCUGUCGGGGCAGAGGCAGUGGAGUAACCAGGUUUAUCAACAGAGGGAACGUAGGACUGUGAGUGACAAUAGGCCUUCCCCGUCCCCUGAGGGCAGCCCUGUGGUGUUUGUAGACAGAUACCUGGAGAAGCACAUCACGCCGCACACCUUGAAUUCCAAGAUCAAGAGGAACCCUCUGUACACAGACAUAAGGACUAUAGACAUGGGGGAGAACCAGAAGUCCAAACCCUCCUGGACCAUCCAGGAGUUUGACAGACACUCAAUCCACUCCAACCUGGCAGGCUAUCUAAAGGAAGAAGAAAAAGGACCACGGGAUCUAGAUUUUUGGUUGGAGGAUCUCUACACACCUGGUUACGACUCCUUGUUAAAGAAGAAAGAAGCGCAGAUGAAAAGGAACAGACUUUGCAAAAUACUGACCUACGUCGUUCUGUCAGUGUGCGUCAUCAUUAUCAUCAUCACAGUGCCAAUCGUAGUGAUCAGAAAUGCAAAGAAACCGUGACUGAUUUGUAGAAUCAUGCCAGGGUGGGUCAAAUUCUUUCAAAAGGUUUAGGAUGUCUCAUCAUUCACUAUAACAUGUACAUUAGGCUAUAUGUGUUUGAAACACGUUGCGUAUUUGGGACUAUUGUGGCAUAUUGUUCAUACUCUCACAUUUAUGAAAGAAGACACUUGAGCUGUCAUGAUUCACAAGUGCUUAUUUAAGCAAUAAGGCCCGAGGGGGUGUGG